AUGGCCAUCCUUUAUGGACCAGGGCCUUCUUUGAAAGGGGUUUGCAGCACUCGUUCAGAUACUUAUAAAGAGCUCCAGGGUCAGUGUCUCAGAAUUGUCUUCCCCGUGUCUCCUGCUAGGCUUUACUGCUGCUAUGCAGUGAUCAUCGUCCUCACUGUAGCUGUGGUUGGACUUUCUGUGGUUCUGUCAUUGUCAGGAAAGAAAGAACAGACCUCAAUCAAAAAUACAUAUGCUGCGUGCCCAAGAAUGUGGAUUGGAUUUGGAAAUAAAUGUUUUUAUUUUUCUGAAGACUUGGGAAACUGGACAGUCAGCGAGAGCUACUGCAGGGCACAAGGUAGCCAAUUAGCUCAAAUUGACAACCAAGAGGAGCUGAACGUUUUGAAUAGAUUCAAGGGGGAUUCUGCCACCUGGAUCGGCCUGCACAGAGAGUCAUCAGAGCAUCCUUGGAUGUGGACAGACAGCACUGACUAUAACAACUUGUUUCCUAUCCGUGGAGAAGGAGAUCAUGCCUACCUGAGUGACAGAGGGAUCAGCAGUGGCAGGGACUACAUACGUAGAAGGUGGAUUUGUAGCAAACCCACCAGCUAUACUUUACAGUGUCCAGGAGUCUCACAGCUUGUGUGUGAUGGUCAUACCUACAGUGCCUUCACUGAGGGACCAGAGAUGUGCAGAGACCUGGAACUCCAGUGGAUUCUGCCCCCAGAUACCUUGCCCAUUCGAAACAUCUCCUUGUCUCUGGGCAACAAGAGCAUAUCCCAGACUGGUGUUAGUGGUAGUGUACGAUCACCCUGGCUCUGA
Molecule: messenger RNA, 798 nt
Organism: Arvicola amphibius (Eurasian water vole)
Lineage: Eukaryota; Metazoa; Chordata; Mammalia; Rodentia; Cricetidae
Product: C-type lectin domain family 2 member F-like
Exons: 6
Coding region: 1-798 (265 amino acids)
Cellular component (GO): external side of plasma membrane
Source: RefSeq, a predicted model, not a curated record